Messenger RNA from Phlebotomus papatasi, 4066 nucleotides. RefSeq names its product calphotin (gene Akap200). The record is from RefSeq and is a predicted model, not a curated record. The coding region runs from base 1032 to 3284 and encodes 750 amino acids. Lineage: Eukaryota; Metazoa; Arthropoda; Insecta; Diptera; Psychodidae. The transcript has 6 exons.
UCUCUUAGCUUAUUUUUGCUAUAUAUAUUUGCCGCUAUUAUAUAUAUUUGUAUAUGUAUAUAAUCUGCAAGUCGGCUAUCUUUUGUAAUAUCUGGAUGUUUGGUGGUCAGGGAGCAGUCUUUCAAAAAAAUUCUAGUGGUGAGAGUGAGUUGGAAAAUGGUUAGAAAGAGAGUUGGAACAGCCCAAGUAGCUAAAAAGUUAUAAUAAAGAGCGCAGAAUUAUUGGAAACCGGACGGACGCUCUGCUGACUAUCCACUAUAAAGUCUUUUGGUUCUCGGUGUGAUGCCUUCCAAUGCUCAGUCAUAGUCCCCAAAGAGUGUAUUAUAAAAUGUAUGGUGCUACCCGUAGUGAGAAAACGGAGGAGUUGUUCGCUCUCUGAGUCGAUGGAACGGCUUCAUUGUGUAUUUGGAGUUUGAACAGACGAGUCAUUUUGUACUAUACGGAAUCGUUAAAAAGAAGGUUGAAAAUUUUCUGUGUUUGGAAGAAAAAUUUGUUUGGUGUUGCUUGGAAUAGAAGAAGAAAAGUUUGCUUUUAAGAUUCUCCAGAGGAAUCAGUAUAGGGUGAAAAUUGUUCUUGUGUGAUCCCACGGAAUUUGUUUUUGUACAUCAUACUUGAAAAAAAAACAAGAAUUUACAAAAAAAAGUGUCCGUUUGAAUAGUUGGUGCCUGUAGGUGUUACAAAUUGUAUUGCUCUAUUCUUUUUUUUGUUGUUGUCAAAUGUUCAUUGAACCAGAUGAAAAGAGAAUAAUUUAAGUGAGGAAGAUAAUUUUAUUAAAAGGUGUGAACGGUUUUUUUUUCCCUCAAUAUUACUAACAGUUCAACACUCAAGACAUUUUUGUGAAGUUUAUAAGAAAAAAAAGAAUACAUAAAAAAGUGCCUCAUCCGUUUUAUGCACAAAAUAAUAAGAAAAUUGUGGUAGCUGUUGUGUGUUAAAAAAAGUCACCACCGGAGGAUUAAUAGCUCUAUUCUGACCGACAAAUUUUUUUCUAUAUAUAUUGUGUUGACGACAGAUUCAGAAAUAAAGACACCGAAAUGGGGAAAGUGCAGAGUAAGAGGUCUAUGGACAUAACCACAGAGCAAUCAAAAGAUGCUGUCCAAGAAGGGAGUGGUAAAGUUGGCAAAAUUGAAGAAGUUGAUCAGCCGAUUAAACUGAAUGGAGACACAAAUCACGAGACUAUGGACAAAGAUAAGAAAUUGUCACCAGACAAUGCGGAAAAUGAGAAGGAUCUCACGACAGAGAAAGAUAAGACAGUGCAAAAUGGCAAGGAUGAAACACAGAAUGAUGAUGAGAAGGUGAAUAAGAGUGUAGAAAAUGGUGAUGGCGAUGCCACAUUGAAUGAGAGCAAAGUGUCAGAAGCAGCAAGUCCGGGUGCACCUGCUGAGAAUGGUGACAGCAGCAAACAGAAGCCGAAGAAGGAGAAGGUGAAGAAAAAGUGGUCCCUGAGGAAGUUUUCAUUCAGCAAAAAGGAUAAACAGAAGCCAACGGCAAAGGAGGAAACAGCGAGCAAUGAUGCCAACGAAGGUGCCAUGUCUUCUACCCCAGCAUCACCGCCAAUUGUGGUCAAUGGCACUGAGUGUGAGAAAGUCCCUGAAGAGGCCACUGAAGAAGUUGCAGCUGCUGCUGCUGCCAGUCCAGCUGCUGCUGCUGCUGCUGCUCCCGCUGCAGAGACUCCCAAGGAAGAAGUUGCAGCUCCGGUAGCUGCUGAAGUGACACCAGAAAAGACAACCGUAGAAGAAAAGAAAGCCGAGGAGACAACUCCAGCCACUCCAACGGUCCAGAAUGGUGAAGCAACAACUCCUGCCAAGGUUGAAGAACCAGCAGCAGCUACUACUCCAGAGACAAAAGUUGAGGCAACACCAGAAGUUACUCCUCCCACAGAUGCUGCUGCGGCGGCGGCGGCGGCGGCGCCAAAGGUGGAGGCGGCGGCUCCUGAGGCAGCAGCCCCAGAAGUAGUUGCUGCACCAGAGCCUGUUGUUGAAGAGGUAAAGAAGCCCGAAACGGUGACAGAACAAACAGUCGAGGCUGGUGAGGGCGCUCCUCCUCCACUUCCCACUAUUCCGCCACCCUCUAAGGUGUUGGUGUUUGCUGAGAGUGCACUGUCCACAGCGACAGAGUCCGAAACUCCUGCUAUCCCAGUUGUCACAUCCUCCCCUUCCGUUGCGAAUGAUUCCGCUGAGGUCGUAGGUCAGUCCAAUGCUUCUCCUGUUGCUGCUGCUCCUGCUGCUGAUGCUCCUGUUCCAGCUGAGGCACCAGCUCCUGUUGUGGAGGAGGCAAAACCCACAGAAUCUCAAUCACAGGUCCCAGCUGAUGUUCCAGCUACAGAAGUCCCAGUUGCAGCUCCCGAAACACCUGUUCAAGCUUCCGAAAAUCCCGUUCCUGUUUCAGAAACCCCAGUUCAAGUUGCCGAAUCCUCCCCUGCUCCAGCUCCAGUUCCUGAAAGUCCUGCUCCAGUUACCGAGGCUCCUGCCCCAGUUACCGAAGCUCCUGCUCCAGUUACCGAAGCUCCUGCUCCUGCCCCAGUUUCCGAAGCUCCUGCUCCUGCUCCAGUUCCUGAAGCUCCGGCUCAAGUUUCUGAAGCUCCGGCUCCAGUUUCUGAACCUCCAGCUGCAGCAACAGAAGUUGCAGCAGCCGAAACACCAGCUCCUGAAGCACCGUCCACAACUGAAGCAGCACCACCAGCAACUGAACAAAUAGCCGAAACAAUUGCCCUGAUUGACAAAGUGAACGAAGCAGCUGCCACAGAGAAAGAUCUUCCGCCUCCUCCACCGGCGCCCGCGGCCGAUGACACCCCUGCGUCUGUUCAGGAAGAAUUGUCCGUGGACGCAUCGUCGCCACUGCCACAGAAUAGUCUUGAGACCCUUCCAUCGCCACCGUCCUCCCUCACGCCGAGUGAAGGGAGUUUGCCCCUGCCACCUCCAGAGUCCCCAGUUGUACCGGUGGCUCCAGCUGGUGAGGAACAAGCCAAGGUGGCCGAUGCAGCUCCAGUUGUGGCUGGUACGAGCCCAUCUGAGGAGUUGCCACCACCACCACCGAAUCCCCAAGAAGUUGCUGCCGAUGAUGCCAAGUCCCAAAGCAUUCCGCCAGCCGAUCAGGCUCAACCCGCAACCAAUGGGCAUGCUGAGCAACAAGUGAAGUCUGAUGCUGCUCCAGUGGCUGAAGCGCCGGCGGAGAAUGGACACUCAGAAGAGAAGAAAGAUAUUCCAGAAUCACCCGUAGCUCCAGCUGAGAAGGCUGCUCCGGCAGCUCAGACGCCUCCAGCUGCUGAUGCCGUGAAGGUGGAAUAAAUGAGCAGAGUUUUGAGCAAGAAGGGAGAGAAUGAUGUGGAAGGACAUUUAAGAAAAAUAAAUAAAUAAAACGAUGGAGAAAAAAAUUGGUGAAACACUUAUACAAGAUAAAAGAAAAAUCAUCUUGAAAAUUAUGUUUAUCCAUCGGAAAAAAUUAGAUUACUUCGAGAAAAAAGAAAUGAAGAUUUUUCAUCUGUAAUUAUUUUAUAAUAUUUGCUACAUGUUAAUUGAAGAUAUUUGAUAGAAGAAGAAGAAAAAAUACGAAUGAAUCCUCAUAUACAUAUUAAAAGAAAAAAAAAUAAAUCUGAGUAAAAAAAAUAUACUAGUUUCUAUUGCAAAACAGAUUAGAGGCAAGAAAAGAAUUUUGAAAAGAAAAAGAAACAAUUUUUCUACGACGAUCAAAAACACGGUCAAUUUUGAAUCCUUUUUGAUGAGAUUUCAGGAGGAGCGAUUUUCUACCCAAGAUUUUUCUACACACACUUUUUCUUAUUAUACAAAAAAAAUGAAAGAAGAUAUUAAUAGUAACGUUUUUGAUAAAAAAUUUUCAGACAAUUUAAAACAUUUUCCACAUUGAAAGAGAAAAAGAAUCAAGAGGAAUUUUUUAAUGAUGCGCAAAUAGAAUCGAAGCUCAAAGUUGAACAUUUUCGAUCGAAUCUUAAUCAAUUUAUUUUAUUUUCAUAAUAUUUGUAUAAAAAAAAGUAAACUCUAGUAAUAAAUUUUCACUAAUUGUCAAUGUAAUCCAUGGUAGAAAUAAAGAAAAUAUCACGAGCUAAAAAAAAAAA